GUAAGCAACAGUGCCACGUCACCAGCGCCCCGCCACCAUGACGGGCGCAGCUCCAGGCAUGCAAGGCCAACUGGCCAAGGAGUCUCUUGUCGACUACAAACAGCGUUUCCAGGCUCAGAUCGCUCUUAUCGAGGCUGAGGAACAGCGCCAGCUGGCAGCCGAGGCUGCCCGCCUACAAGCUGAAGCAGCAGCAACAACUGAGAAGCAGCGGCUACAAGCCGAAGCAGAUGCAGACACCCAGGCACGCCCCAAGCAGGCCCAGGUUCUGCUGCAGCGGCAUGAAGCGGCCAGCAUCGACAGACUCAAGUUCUGGCACUUUGAACCGGUCAACGGCGACGACGCGACACCGAAAGAGCAGCAUAACGAGUUCCUCUCCAAACUCGUGACACGGUUGUCGUACACUUGCAACUACCAACAGUCCGAGUUAGAGAAACAAAACCAGGAACUGCAGCAACAGUACCAGGAUUUGAAGACACAGCACCAGGAGUUGGUGAACCUCCGUCGGAUGGUGCAGAGCCACGAGGAUGCUACACGGGCACUCAAUUCCCGUGUACUGGACCUGGAGCAAGUUGUACCAGGACCAGAUGCUGCCACCCACGGCGUCGACGUCGCAGAUCUGAAGGACAAGAUCACAUGGGAAGAGUUAACACGGUUGUGGAAGAAGCGGUUCAUCGUCGACGACGCACCAACACUAGCCAUCAACUGUCUCUUCACCAUGUCUCAGGGCAACACAGCAACAUGGGACUGGCUCACGGAAUGGCAGAAGAUCGCGGCAGUGCCCGAUCUGGACUUACCAUUCACGCAUCUACGCCGUGAGUUCUACAACAGGUCAUGUGCUGCACUGAGCCAGACACUUGGUGAUCGCGAGCAAUACACCACCUUCGCUGAGAUCAUUGAUAAGGCAAGGGAGAUCAUCAAGACCAACAGGUCAGCCACACACGAGAAGUCAACGUGGCAGCCGACCUAUGUGGAGAAGGUGAGAACUGGUCCGCGGCAGCAGCAGUUCGCUGCAGUCCAAUUGGACAACUCUGUGGAAGACCCGGCAGCCACGCAAGGGUCACGUGAUGAAGAUCAGGUGGCUGCUGUCCAGCCGCAAAGCAACAACAAACCCCGAGUAAACGGAAAGGCGAAAUCAGCAUCGCCGGCCGAAAAUGGGCAGCCAGCACCACCAUGGGUCAAGUUCGGCUUGACCGAGGCCGAGUACAAGUACCGCGGCCUUUGCCGACGCAGCAAACCCUGCAACCGCAAUCUCUAUAGCGAGUUACGCCCGAUGCCUAUCCCACGGGAACCCGGUCUCUCAAUUGCCAUGGACGUCACCGGUCCGUUCCCUCACGACCGGCUCGGGCACGACGGCAUCCUCACGGUUGUGGACCGAUUGAGUAAGUACGUGMGUUUUCUUCCUUGCAAGUACUACUCCACGGCUCCCGAGCUGGCACGCCUCCUGCACACCGAUUGGAUUUGUGGUCACGGUGUACCGGAAGACAUAGUCGACGACCGCGACACUCGCUUCAUGUCGGCAUUUUGGACUGCUCUCAUGCAGGAGUCCAUCACGAAGAUGAAACCAAGUUCGGCUCGGCACCCACAGACGGACGGGCAAACGGAGCGGGCACAUCAAACCGCUCAAAUGAUGCUUCGUACGCUUAUCCGUCCGGACCAGAAGGAUUGGGUUGACCGCCUCCCCGACAUCGAGUUCGCCUACAACACUUCGGUGCACCCGGCGAUCGGCGUGACUCCAUUCGAUUUGCACUACGGUGGACGGAAAGGCCGUAUCUUCGCCGACCUUCUCCUCCCUCAACCAACCGACAUGGACGCCGCUUGCUCUCCCGCUUCCGUCCGGAAGUACAGGGAAUUGCUGACUUAAGCCCGCGCGAACAUGCAAAAGGCUAAAGUCCGCAUGCAGCAGCAAGCCAACAGGCGUCGCGUGUCAUGUCCCAUCCGCGCUAGUGAUCUGGUUUGGGUCUCCGCGGAAGAGUUUGCACUGGAACAGGAUGUUUCACGCACAACAAAAAAAUUCCCAUGAG
This is a messenger RNA of Chara braunii, 2021 nucleotides long. Lineage: Eukaryota; Viridiplantae; Streptophyta; Charophyceae; Charales; Characeae. The record is from the annotation of a GenBank genome assembly.